GCUGGAGGGCCCGCCAGCCACAUGUGGCACGUCUGCUCUGGCCCCCCUGGCCAGGCAGUGCAUACUUGCUCCCCCCGGGCUAUGAUGUGCCCCCCCCCCCACGGCGGGGGUUGAGGAGGAGGAGGUGGGGGGAGGGAGCGCCAGCCCCGCCUUCCCGGGCUCCAGGGGCGGAGGGAAUCGCCGCAUUGGCCACGGGCUGGCUGGCCGGGGCGGAGUCCCGGAGGCCGGCCGGCAGCAGCUGCGGUGGCGGCGGCAGAGGCAGAGACGGCGACUGGUGGCGACCCUGGGGCCCGGGGGGACGGGGUCGCGAUGGGCGUGGAGAUCGAGACCAUCUCCCCAGGAGAUGGAAGGACAUUUCCCAAGAAGGGCCAGACCUGUGUGGUGCACUACACAGAUCCUUCAGCUAAUUCUGUGACACGGUCACCCUCCUGCAGUCAGUGCCCUGCUUAUCGGUGCUCUUCUUCACCCUCCGUGCCCAGAACUACACUCAGUGCUCCAGGUGGGGUCCGGCCCUCCCAGGGCAGUCACCCAGCUCGUUCCCUCUCCAGUGCUCAACACCAUCCAUCUCUUAUGGUAGCUAAGGAUGGCAUUCGGUUUUUGGCUACCAACUCACACUGCUAACUGAGCUGGCAUCCAUGCAGACCCACAGGUCCUUUUCAGACAAACUGUUGUCUGGUAGCCCCUUUACUUCCUGUCUGUUCAGAAAAAAAGCCAAUUUAAUGUUUUGUGGUGUUCAGAAUUCCCUGUGUACAAGGGCUUCACACUCUCUUCUUGAAAAAGCAUUCAUAAGAUCCGGGCAGGAGGAUCCACGAGCCUCAGGCCCCUUUGAUUCCCUUCACCAUGAACCACUUUCAGACUACUUUUGCCUGUUCUCCCACUAAAGUCACCGAGAAUCAGGAGCAUCUCCAGAUGCGUGCAUGCAGAGUUCAAAAAGCAGGUCGAGCUCUUUGGACAGUUCCCUACUUUUCCACCCCUGUGGCAGAUGUUGAGCCUCAGAUCCACGUGCUGAUGUCCACAAUGCACACAGCCACUGCAGACGCCCACAGCUCCUAAGACACAAUGUCCGCUGACUCGAGUCAUUGCUUAUUCACCUGUGCCCUCCUUGGUCUCACUCACGAUGAGGAUGCUGACUGCAUGAAAGCACGCAGUGAGCCGUUGCUAUGUGCCAGGCCCUAUGGACAUAAAGGGACGGAUGAGGCUCGGGUCUUCUGGUCAGGCAUCCCGUUAGUCAGUGGGAGCUCUGGGACUCUGUGCCCGAGGGCCCCCUUGUCCCCACUGUCCCUGGGUUGGGAAGAAGGCCACCCCUUCCUUACAGCCUUUCUGCACAGACAACCACCAGUUCUCCACGGAGAGCCUUGGAGGGGACAGGCAUCAGAGGAGGCUCACGGAGAAGGGCAUGACAUCUGCCCCUCCUCCGCCUUCACCCACUAGCAUAGGGCCUGCAGGGAGGAGAUGUUGAAGAGAUGUCCACACUCUCUGCCCUCUCCCUGUUAGGCAGGGCAAAAUAAAGACCAGUCGUUCCUUGGAAGGGCCUUACAUUCUGCUGGGGUACUUGCCACGCAGAGAAAUGUGUAUUAGAUCGAUGCGAAGAAUGGAAAGAACAGGCCAUGUGUGGGAUUCCAAGGAGCAGAAGUCAGAUGACACAGCGGAUGAGAGCCUUGGCAAAGGCACAACGCCAGAGAGGAAAAGGUCAUCCCUGGCUCCUCUUCUGUACCACCUGGGCUCUUCUUGAAGGCAGGUGCCAUCUGCCUCAUCUUUAUUCAUCUCCCCAGCACCGAGCAUGGUGCCUGGCACAUAGUAGGUGUUUGUUCAGUCGCACUAUUUAGCCAGGAAGGGGGAUUGGUAGGCCAACACGUGACUAGGAAAGUAUGAUGGGAGACAGGUGAUGAAGGGUCACAUCUGGAGCCUCCCAGCUAGUCUGGCAGAUGACUGGCCCUGGGGAAGACUGACGAGGUGGCUCUUCAGGCCUAGCAUCCAGGCACGUGUCCUGCUCAGAAACCAGUAAUCAUGAAAGGCAAAGUCAGUGCCACGAUUACAGGGCUCCACAUUGGGAGCCCUCACACACUCCCCUCACACACUCCACGUCUACAU
Molecule: messenger RNA, 2091 nt
Organism: Phascolarctos cinereus (koala)
Lineage: Eukaryota; Metazoa; Chordata; Mammalia; Diprotodontia; Phascolarctidae
Source: RefSeq, a predicted model, not a curated record